GUCACGAAAGGGGGGUUAUUUCAUAGGUCAAUGGGCUGGCGCUCAGAUGCCUCUUUCGAAAUAACAUUAUCUGUUGUCGCUCAGGUACAGCCCUUUUCCUUUCUUUUUUUUUUAAACAUUGGUUAAUAGAUUCAAUUGGCACGAAUCGAGACACUGAAAUCUUGGUCUUGGCUAGUUAACUUGUAGCAGGCUGGUUCGCUAGCUAGUUGGCUAAGCUUGCUAAAGUUAGCUUAGUAGCUAGCUAAUUUAUACAGCCAGUGUUAUGAAAGCUGGAAACUAGCUAGCUUGCCAGACGUUUUAUGUGAGGUUAGUUGUAAUAUGUUGGGUAGAUACUAGGUAGUUAACGUUUGUCGAAUGUUUUGUGAGCUUGCUACUAAGGUUACCUUAGAGUUGCCUAAAGUAGCACAUGUUAGGUAUAACUUCUAUCACUGCUUGCUAGCCAGUGUGUAACUCCGUUUGAUUACUUACAUUUAUUGGCGCUCUUAUCUAAGCGACUCUAACUAAUUUUUUUUUUUUUUUUUUUUUUUUUUUUUUUUUUUUUUUUUUUUUUUUUUUUUUUUUUUUUUUUUUUUUUUUUUUUUUUUUUUUUUUUUUUUUUUUAUAUUUUUCUAUAUCUGGCCCCCGUGGAAUCAAACCCACACCCUAACGCCAUGCUCUACACUGUCUCAUCCCUGUGCCUUCCUCCCCUACCUGGACGACGCUGGGCCAAUGUUGCGCGCCCCAUGGUCUCCCGUCCAAAGAGCCUAUUCGAACCAUGUGGCAAGUUACACUGCGACAGUGACCUGGCCCAAAAGCAUUAAGGCAAAGUUCGUCGUUAGAAUCUUCGAAGGAGCAUCAUUAAGUCUCCGAGCUGUUUCCCAAAACCAUCGUUAUUAAUGUUGCCUGACUCAGCCACUCGUAGAACUAGCGUGUGUCGUGGAUUGUUUUUUUCCCCCCAGCUUCACUUUAUACACGAAUCUCCGCUAAACAUAGAAUCACAUGGUUUUUGCAUUUAUCUUUCUGUCACCGCCGAUUACCGAUAACUUCAGAACGAAGUGCACUACAAAUAAAGUGGCCAAUGUCUUUGCAAUUGAUUCAAACAAGCUAAGUAUAAAAAUAUGCUUCAAAUGAAUGACUGCAUUAAAAAUAAAUUAUUUCAAACAUAUUGAUAUUUUGCUGCUUGUAGGCUGCUGUCUGUAAUUUGUCUCAAUAUUUCAUGAUGUGUAGCCUAACGUGCCGAAUUGGUAAUUUAGUGUUUUUUUAUUGGGUAGGCCUAAAGCAUUAUAAUAAGCAGCCUCAAUAUUUGCAGCCAUAGAUGUAAUAGUCGCUGAUCCGUCGUCAGUAUUGUGAAAUAAUUAUAAUGUUAUGGUAAGAUUUAUAUGGAGAAUGCUGAUCUGAGAGCAGCGCUCCCUUUAUUUCAAUACUAUCAGUAUUGACACAUGCUCCAACAACGCACUUAGCGAACGUUCUCUCUGAGUGGUGUUUUGAGAAACGCAUGUUACAUCUUCAGCUGUUGUAGGAAAGAUGCAUUGUUAAAACACUCGUAAGCCUAAAUUCCAUCCCUAUCGGGAAACCGGGCCCUGGUCAGAUGGCUAUCUGUGCAGAUAACUAGCUAUGUGAAUGGGCUGGCAUCCUCAGAUGGAGCCGCUGAGCCGGAGGAGCGUGUAUUAGUCCUGCUGUAGGACUCAUUGCAGCCAGCACUAGCAGGUCAAACGAACGACUAAAAUGAACGAGUCACUCAGAAAAACGAAUCAUGACUCUGGAGUCAGUAAAAAUAGUAGUUAAAAAAGCACGAAUCGUUCGCGAACCGAUCAUUACUACUCAUAAGCCAAUCGCAGAAUGUGACGACAGAACUGAAGCAAAUCGUACAAUCUGGCCAGGUUGAUAUCAAUAUUUUAAUUUGGUAACAUCGCAUAGUGUGACGCGAUAAUCGUAAAAGACUGAAUCUGACAUAGUCUGCAAAGGCCUUUAAGGCUAAAUUCAUCAUUAGAACCGUGGGAUCUUAUGGUUCUAACGAUGAACUUAGCCUUAAGAUGCUUUUGGGAAACUGGAACCAGUAUGUUUGGUGUAGUAGCUAGCUACUAUGUACUGUUUAUUUUAUCUAGCUAGCUAUUUUAUUUGCCAAUGUUAUCUUUGGCCCAUAGCUCAAUUAGAUGGUAACUCAGUAAGUAAGCUUGCCACCUGGUUUGGUUUAUGAUAGAAUGUCUAAAUAAUACUUUGAUUGUGUCAGCUGAAGAGUAGGCCUAGUCUUAGGAAUGCCGAAGAAGUUCCAGGGCGAGAACUCAAAGGCGAUGACUGCCAAGGCCCGCAAGUCAGAGGCCAAAGCAGUGGAAGACGCCCGCAAGAAGAAGGAGCUGGAGGAUGCUUUAUGGCAGGAGAACGAUAAACAUGUCCUGAAGAAAGAACAGAGGAAGGUGAGACCUUUCUUGCUCAGUUUCCUAUUCUCACACUGGAUCAAAUAGUCUGCAGCACUAUUAAAUUGGGCUGUAUCACAAUCCAAUGUCUGGCUAUGUAUGUACAGACCAGGCGAAUCUACUAAGUAAUUCCAUGAUAUGUUGAAGUGGGUCUGAUAAUUUAGACUUUACUUUAAAUGUAUUUUCUCUGAACCUGUAGGACGACAAGGAGAAGAAGCGCCUUGAGGCCCUGGAGAGAAAGAAGGAGAACCAGCGGCUCUUGGAUGAGGAGGCUGCAAAGAUUAAGGGCAAGGCCAAGGAGGCUGCUGCUGCUGCUGUGGCGGCGGGCAAAGUGACCCGGGCCCAGAUUGAGGAGACGCUGCAUGUCGAGCAGCAGCUACAACAGCAGGAGCAUUCCAAAGAGAAAGGCAAUGACCAUUAUUCCUUUAAACAUUAACCAGGCUCUCUUUCCUCUCUGGGUUAUGUUGUAUUCUUAUGUUACCCCUCUCCUAUGUUUGUGUCCACAGAGAAGAGUCACCUGGAGUCGCCCCUGGAGGAGAAUGUGAAUCGCAUCAUCCCUGAGGAAGGUGCAGUGGAGGCUAGAUCCAUAGAGGAUGCCAUUGCUAUGCUCAGGUACAGAAUACUGAAGAGGCAUAACCUCUCAAUGUUACCCCCUACAAAAGCAAUGUUGAGAUUACAGUAGAGAACAAGGGGAGCCUUUCUAUCAGUGUACUAUACGUUAUCAACAUAGUGGGUUUGGUGUGACCUACAAUGUAGAUAUAACAUAAGUUACUUUCCGUACUCCAGGCUAUAUAAAAGAUGAAGCAGGCAUGACAGGUAUAACAAGUAUGGGGUUCCAUGGAGUAGCUAAACUGAGAGAAGUCAAGAUAGCCAAGUUUCAGCCCUCUACUCUUUUUUUCUUUUCCAGCAUGGCUGAAGAGCUUGACCGCCACCCCGAGCGCAGGGUGAAGGCAGCGUUCGCCGCGUACGAGGAGCUGAACAUGCCCCUCCUUAAAAAAGAGAACCCCAACAUGCGGCUGUCGCAGCUCAAGCAGCAACUGAAAAAGGAGUGGAUGAAGUCACCAGAGAACCCCCUGAACCAGCGCUUUGCCAACUACAACACCAAGUGAACCAACUCCAGCAGCAGCUAACACAAAACUGUUACCUAUGCACAUUGGCCCUUACAAUGGAAGAUGCCUCCAACCUAUAAUUAUUCCCCCAUUAUGAAUGCGUUGCUGGAAAAGCUGCACUCACUCCCUAGGAAGGACCUCUGAUGCAAGGAAUCGCCUUGGGACUUCAGCUUGUUUCAUUUAGAGGAAAAGCAACCCCCCCCCCCCCCCCCCCCAUCCUUUUGAUUUUCUGUUACUGUGCAUUCCCACUUGUGAAGCAUCUCAGCGGUUUAUGGAUUUUAUUCCCAUUAUCAGUUUUUGCCACUUAAGUUGAAAAUGGGAGGGUGUGUGACAGAAGUUUGAGAUUUAAAAUAAUUUAUUUCAGUUCACAAUACUAGCAUCUAAUUGUUUCUGAGAGUGAGACUACAGGUAUGUCGCUUUGGAUAAGAGCGUCAGCUAAAUUACAAAAAUGUCAAAUGUGGUCUGCACUCUUGCCUAUAGUAAUC
Messenger RNA from Coregonus sp. 'balchen', 3987 nucleotides. The record is from the annotation of a GenBank genome assembly. NCBI's taxonomy places the organism in Eukaryota, Metazoa, Chordata, Actinopteri, Salmoniformes, Salmonidae.